CUGACAGGCUGGUCGCGCAACCCAGUGCCGCUAUGUUUCGUAAUAUUUCGUUCCGCCGUCGCGGGGAGAUCGGAACACAACCAAAGUACUCAUGAAGUGAAGCACUUAGAACAUAUAACCCAAUUAUUGUGUUUUAAAUAAGCCUUGGUUUUUGAAACAGUGUGUGUGAAAUAGAUACAAGGGAUAUGACCUUUAAAGCAGUUUCAGUUCGAAUUAAUAAUUUGUGUAUGAAGAUUCUUCCAAGAUGAUUAUUAUAAGUUAAUAUUAGGACAAUGAAGUAUGGAUUUGUUUACUUCAUCAGUAGAAAGUAAAGCAAACCGCAUUCAGUUUCUUCACGGACAUAGGCACAUAUAUACAAAAGUAUUUUAAAUGCAGACAUGAAGUUAGUGAUCACGUAUAUAGACUACAGUAGUAGCACUAUGUAGAAGUUUUAUAUGUACUUGGUUACUGUGAUUUUGUUGCACUCAAAACGUUCAGACAGUUCAUGUGAUUGGUGUAUCUGUAUUAUAACCUCGGUUUGUUAUUGCAUAAUGAUUUUAUUACCGUAUUUCACCGAAGUGGCUGUAGGAACACAAUAAACAGAAACAAUAAAAAUGACGCAAUCUCGAAUUUCGCAGAUGGCAAGCGUCGGGCCAUUUGGUGAUCACAGUUUCAACGAUUCAAGUCUUAGUAAUCCAAUUUUAUUUGGUGCUGGCGGUGAUGACGUAUCGACGCAAGACGUCAGUCCGGAGGACCUGUUGUUGCUGGUAGGAUUGCCAGGGAUGAGCGACAUCACAAUGGUUACGGCGCUACCUAUUGAAGAGUGCCAGAGAAUUAAUACUCUUAACUCCACCUUGUGGACAUUACUGACAGCGUACGUGAAUUCGAGUGGAGAGCUUCAGUGUUUGCACCACGCGCCAGAGUUUACUUACAGAAUAGCAGUGAAGGCAGCUGUGUUGACGGUGAUGGCAAUUUUGUCGUUUGUCGGGAACACAUGGACAAUAGUGAGUAUUAGAAUGAACAGGUCCGGAAAAAGGUCACAUCAGACGUGGAGUGCAGUAUAUACAUUAAUCUUACAUCUGUCCAUAGUGGAUUUAUUAGUUACGUUGUUCUGUCUUGCUGGCGAGGCUGCCUGGAGUUAUACUGUUGCUUGGUUAGCCGGUAAUGCUGUGUGCAAAAUAUUCAAGUUUCUUCAGAUGUUCAGUCUGUACCUGUCAACAUUCGUGCUCGUGCUUAUUGGAGUGGAUAGAUUUGUGGUUGUUAAGUAUCCCAUGAAAUCCCUCAACACUGCCAGACGUUUGAAUCGUCUCAUAGUCUUCAUAUGGGUACUCAGUCUUAUCCUCAGCAUUCCUCAGUUGGUGAUCUUCCACGUGGAGAAGGGGCCGUUCUACGAAGAUUUCUACCAGUGCGUGACUUUCGGGUUCUACACGGAGCCAUGGCAAGAGCAAUUAUACACGACAUUCAGCCUCGUGUGCAUGUUCAUACUGCCGCUGCUCAUCCUCAUAUCGACGUACGUCUCCACAAUCAUCACUAUUUCCAAAAGCGAGAAGAUGUUCAAGGCUGAGGUGGAAGCGGGGGGCAAACACGUAGCCUCCGAAGUGAACAGACGUCGAAUAAUUCACCGUGCCAAGAUGAAAUCUCUGCGAAUCUCCGUGGUGAUUGUGGUCGCUUUCAUCGUGUGCUGGACGCCUUAUUACAUAAUGAUGAUUAUCUUCAUGUUUCUCAACCCGGACGAGCACCUUGGCGAAGAUCUUCGAAAUGGAAUUUUUUUCUUUGGGAUGUCCAACAGUUUGAUAAACCCACUGAUAUAUGGUGCAUUUCAUCUCUGGAAACCCAAGAGAAGCAAACAGAAUGACAGUCUAUCCCGUUAUAGAAACGGCUCUAUGGCAGGGCGCAGUAUAGCAACGAACAUGAGUGUGAUGGAGAACAGAGAAGGAAGUAAAAGAGAGGUAAUGAACAGAGGCUCAACCCGGGAAUCAGUGGCUCUACACCAGAGGGACUUAAAUGAGGAGGAAACAACUGUUGUCCUUCUAGAGCAUGUCCUGCCAGAUGGGAACAGUCAUGGACUGCAAAGGAACCGAAGCAGCAGACGCCUUGCUAACAAAUUCCUCCAGCAUUACAAAGGAGUCCUUGGAAGUGGAACAAAUAUGCAAACACACAUAUGAGACGAUCCUGAUGAUUACAGACUACGACAGUGUGUCAUUCCAGAGGACAUACCCCAGUGUGUUUCUGCAGAAACUGGUUUGGUUAAACCAAUGGUCUGCUUCUGUGAAUAUGAUUUUGAUCUCCAAUUAUAACAACAGUAAGUUGGUGUAUUGAUGAUCAUGAGACUACAGGAAUAGGUAUUUCUAAUUUCUGAAGUUCUGUACUUGACAUAUUUGUUGUAGUAUUUAACAGCAUUCUUGUAUAGAAACAGUCCGGACUUUUCUCAGGUUCGUUACUUGUAAUUUAUAAAUCAUACACAAAACUAUGCCUGAUGAUUAAAUCUGCACUUUUUAACAUUAUUUAAUGUCAUUUAGUCUUUGAUUUGAGAAGCCUGCAUAAUGUGCUUAUGUCAUUCUCUACCUAUUGAUCCCUUCUGUUCCUGAAAGUUUCACUUUAAUUUAAAUCUACUUAUAUUCAUUUUUGGUGAGUUUCUACAAUGUCAUAUAUGGUGAAGAGUUAUAUUUUCCAUUGUUUGCAUAACAGUUAUAGGGUUUCUUCCCUUUCACUUUAAAAUUGAGGAGGCUGGAUUUAAGUUUUGAAAUGUAUAUUAGUUCACAUUGUCAGUAGAAUUCCACAGUUAAUUGUCACAACUACUUCAGUCUGGGCUUCAUGGCAGCUAUUUGAGAGGGAAUAUUCUUUCUUUGACUACAAUCAGUUUGAAAAUUAAGAACCGCAAAAAACAAAAAUGCCAACGCUAAUAUGAAAUUUCUUGACAAAGCAUUAAAUAAUUGUUUCUUUCUUAUUUAUUUAAUGAUUCAUUCUCAUGGCAAAGCUGAGUUAGCAUCAAAUUGAAGACCGACUGUGAAUGAUGAACUGCAAAAAAUGUGGAAGGAAAUGUUCAUAACUUGAUUUGUAUGGAAGAACAUGGGACAUAAAAUAAUAAAAACCCUCAGUCAGGAUGGAUAACCUAAGGGUUGGGGUUCAAGUCCAGGACCUGCCAAAUUCAAAUCUUGAGUACUAACUACUAAACUGCAACACUGGGUGUGGAAUCAAUGAAAACAAGAAAUUACAAAAAGUAACUUCAGACUGACUUUGAUGUUGUAGACUUAAUGGAAAUUGAAUGGAAACAGUUCGUGAAUGAUACGUUCAAGAAGAUAAAUGUACAGAAGAAGUGCAAACCAAUAAUUUGAAUGGGAAAAUUAAUAGGAUUGGUUUGGUUCAAGUAAAUCAUGAUCAAAGGUAUGUUUUAUCUUCCCCAGAUCAGGAAGCAAAACAUGGUAGAAUGGAACUCAAAAACAUUUUUGCUAGAGGAACAGUAAUUACAGAGUCAGUACAAUUGGUUAUGGUACUGCUAUUCAAAAAUCUGAGGAACAAUAUAUGGAAAAUUCCUGAUACCCAAAAACAGUCUGGACUGUGCCAUGAUUACAGAACAUCGUAACUAAUACAGUCUUUACUGUCACCCCUUUGUCAUCAUGAUACAAGAUGUAACAAUUGUGCUGUAUUUGCAACAUGACUGAAAUAUUUAUAUAGAUGUUAUUGCUGUAAAUUUCAUGUAAGAUUCAGAAUGCAGUAUCUCUUUAAACAUUAUCAUAUAUAUGGUUUUAACCAUUUAAAGUUCAUUGGAUUCUCUAUGUGUCAGCUGCUUUAAUAUUUAAAACUCCCAGUGUUGCUCACAGAACGUAAUUAUUAGUUCUGUGUGAUUCUUGCAAUAAUCUAUGAUUAUUCCCCUAAAUUUAUGAGUUGGUCUUUAUUACGGAAAGUCAGUAUGUUUACUGUGAUGUAGGAACUGAAUUUUUAAACAUUAUUUGUGAGAUGUUUGUGCUUCAAAGAGUUAAACGAUGAAAAGAUGUUAUGUGCAUAAGUUGUUGCAAUCAGUGUAGGUGACAUUUAAAAUAUGCAAUUUUUUUAAUAUUUGCUGUUACUGUAAUCAUGUCAUUUCUUUAUAGUCAUUAAUGCAAAAUAUUUUAUAUUUUUAACCACCCUACUGGAUUCUGCAAGAAAAGUGAGGAUAAACCUUCUUCUUCCUCUUUCUCCUCUCCUCCUCUUUCACCCUCCAUCCUUUUCCUCUUCUUAUUUCCUUCUU
Molecule: messenger RNA, 4207 nt
Organism: Cryptotermes secundus
Lineage: Eukaryota; Metazoa; Arthropoda; Insecta; Blattodea; Kalotermitidae
Product: gonadotropin-releasing hormone receptor
Exons: 6
Coding region: 594-2144 (516 amino acids)
Biological process (GO): neuropeptide signaling pathway
Cellular component (GO): membrane
Molecular function (GO): corazonin receptor activity
Source: RefSeq, a predicted model, not a curated record